Homarus americanus (American lobster) is the source of this 2423-nucleotide messenger RNA. RefSeq lists its product as uncharacterized. The transcript is spliced from 4 exons. The coding region runs from base 273 to 2423 and encodes 716 amino acids. The record is from RefSeq and is a predicted model, not a curated record. Lineage: Eukaryota; Metazoa; Arthropoda; Malacostraca; Decapoda; Nephropidae.
CCUCAUAGCGAGUGGUCUGUGCCGCUCUUCACCAGUGCAUCCCUGAGAUAGCUCCUUCCCUCCCUUUAUACGCUCGCGUUUGGUGAUCAUGACAGCUUUUCAUUAGAAACUGAAAAGUGAUUUUGUGAGUGAAUGGAGUUGUAUUAGUGUUUUUUUUUUCAUUUACACACUUGGCCUAUAUUUUUUUUUUAGUUUGAAAAAUAUAUAAGUUAAAUUGAAGAGUAACGAUGGCUUGUGUGUAUCGAGGAUGAUGGAUACAAGGACUAUUGUUUAUGUCGCGUUUGAGGAGUAAGAUGGAGAACCCGGCGUUCCUAGACAGCGAUCAGUCCGUCUACGAGAGCGUGCGAGGGACCCCACGCAACAUGUCCCAGCGGCGACCACACCACCUUCCCACCAUCCACCACGCCCACACACAUACCCCUAGGGGCGUGGGCGUCCCCCAGCACGUGGCCCACGUCCACAAUGGUCGCGUGCUGGGAGUGACGGGCGUGCCGGGCAACAAUGUACUGCCGGGAACGGUGGUGCAGAUGUCCGGAGUGCCCACCUCGGCGGGGCACACCACUACCCUCUACCCAGACCCAUCCCUGCCGCCCCUCUGUCCAGCACACCUCGCCCACCUGCCCCACGGCGAGCCCAUGUACUCCUGCCAGGCGCCCCGCGACCACGACCACGUCUACCAAUGCCCCGGCCACCGCGGGGAUCACGUCGACCACCGCGACCACCACCUAGAGCACCGCGACCAUCGGGACCCCCGCGAACACCAUGUGGAUCCCCGUGAACAUCGUAUAGACCCUCGCGAACAUCACGUGGACCCGCGCGAACAUAUGGACCCUCGAGAACAUAUGGACCCUCGCGAACACCGUCUAGAACCCCGCGAACACCACGUGGACCCUCGGGAACACCACGUAGAUCCUCGGGAACACCACGUGGACCCUCGGGAACACCACGUGGACCCUCGGGAACACCACGUGGACCCUCGGGAACACCACAUGGACCCUCGGGAACACCACAUGGACCCUCACCACUUGGACCCUCGGGAACACCACAUGGACCCUCGGGAACACCACAUGGACCCCCGGGAACACCACAUGGACCCCCGGGAACACCACAUGGACCCCCGGGAACACCACAUGGACCCCCGGGAACACCACAUGGACCCCCGGGAACACCAUAUGGACCCCCGGGAACACCGCCUAGAGCCACGCGAACACCACCUGGACCAGCGGGAGCACCGUCUGGACCCGGCGCUGGACCACCGGCCGGACUACCACUACGGGGGCAGCGACUACUCUAGCACGGAGCCCAUCUACGCCCAGCCGCACCUGUACCCGCGCGAGGGGGGCCCCGGUACGCCCACGCUCGGCUACAACAAUUCUAGGGGCUCGCUACGGGCGGCGUCGACGGCCGGCACCCCAGCCAAGUACCUCGUCCGUACCGAUUCUUGUGGAAACUCCACCUCCUCCUCGACCCUGCCUACUGUAUCCGCCCUGUUAGCUCGAGAGGCCGCCCACAUCCCGCCCACGCCUGCUCAUACUACCACACCCUCCCUCCGCUCCUCCUCACGUCACGGGAAAGGGGGAGCGACGCCCACGCCGGCGAAGCUGAAGAGGCAAGGACUGUUCCGGGCGUGGAAGGUUAAGUUCAUGCGUGGGGAGAGAGGUGGUCGACGGGCGUGUGUGGUGCUGACGGCCGUGGUGCUGCUGCUUCUGCUAGUCCUGGGUGCCCUGGCUGCCGUCCUCUACCUCACACUGGGCGGCGAACUCGGGGCGUUGGUGGGCGAGUCUCCGAAACUUAUAGAAAUUGCUGAAGCGACCAAACCAGACCAACUCAUCCGCUAUCCCAUACCAACUCAUCCGCUAUCCCAGACCAGCUCAUCCGCUAUCCCAGACCAACUCAUCCGCUAUCCCAGACCAACUCAUCCGCUAUCCCAGACCAACUCAUCCGCUAUCCCAGACCAACUCAUCCGCUAUCCCAGACCAACUCAUCCGCUAUCCCAGACAACUCAUCCGCUAUCCCAGACCAACUCAUCCGCUAUCCCAGACCAACUCAUCCACUAUCCCCAGACCAACUCAUCCGCUAUCCCAGACCAACUCCAUCCGCCUAUCCCAGACCAACUCAUCCUCUAUCCCAGACCAACACCAACUCAUCCGCUAUCCCAGACCAGCUCAUCCGCUCAUCCGCUAUCCCAGACCAACUCAUCCGCUAUCCCAGACCAACUCAUCCGCUAUCCCAGACCAGCUCAUCCGCUAUCCCAGACCAACUCAUCCGCUAUCCCAGACCAACUCAUCCGCUAUCUCAGUCCAACUCAUCUACACAGACCAUACCAACUCAUCCGCCCGACCAGACCAACUCAUCCACUAUCCCAGACCAUGGAAGACCAGAGCUACGGACCAAAACAGAUCCAGAUAGACUUAAUUGAAUAA